CAAAAGGUGAAAACCAUCAGUGAAAACACAUCUUAAGUCACACAGGAAGUAAGCAUUUUUUAAUGGAUAAGAUGACUUGAAAAUCAGUAAAAUGCUGACUUAUGCUCCUCACUUAUGAGGCACCUUAACGCAGGUUUUUGUCAAGAAGAAGUUUUGUUUCCAUUUCUUUAUGAAUGCUUCAAGUUUGUUUCAUUCUACAAUAAAUACAUUGGCUUUGAGGCCAUGGCUUUGGAGGCAACAAAAGUUUUUAUCCCCCCAACUGGCUAUACCUUUAUUCCCAGUUGCAGGAAAGAAGAAUUCUUGUGAUCUUCUUGCACUAAAUGAAACAGACUUAGAAGAGCAGUUUGUAAGAGGUGAUGGCCCAGGAGGCCAAGCAACUAAUAAGACAAGCAACUGUGUAGUUCUGAAACACAUUCCAUCUGGGAUUGUAGUCAAGUGUCAUCAGACUAGAUCAGUGGAGCUGAACCGACAGAGAGCCAGAGAAAUCCUACAGCAGAAAGUUGACCUCUUUUACAAAGGUGAAAAUAGUGACAUUUUUAAAGAGAAAAGAACAGCUGAGAAGAAAAAGCAAGAAAAGAAAAGAAGAGCAAAGGAGAAUCUAGAAAAGAAAAUGCACAUUAAAGAAAUGCAAGAAUCAGAUUCCAAAUGAGAGGAAAUGAUUUGGCUUGUCAGGUGUUGGGCAGUCUGCAGUGAUGACCCAGCAUAUGUUGUUCAUUUGAAGAACACUUUGACUACAGAUCUGACAAAAUGAAAGAAAGUACCAAUAUGAGAUUUCUAAAGAUAGAUACAGCACUCCACCCAAGGUUUAAGAAUUUGAAGUGCCUUCAAAAAUCUGAGUGGGAAGAGGUAUGGAAAAUGCUGUAAGAAAUCUUAAAAGAACAACACUCCAAUGCAGAAAUUACAGAACCCGAACCACUGAAAAAGAAAAUCAACCUUUUGUUGGUGCUCUUUGACUUAGAUGAUGAAAAUGUGAAAAUGAAGGUGUGUUGGUCCGUGCUGCUUUGGAUUGUUAUCAAGAAACACCUGUCAAAACAAGAACCGUCAUUCAAAUGUUUAGCAUAUCUGACAAUGCCAGCUACAACAGUGCCUUGCAAAAGCCUGUUCUUAUUUGUCACCUGAAAGUGAGAAGUAGGCAUAGUUAUCUCCCUUAAAUGUAAAUAAAUGUUUGUCUUAGUAAUUGGCUAAACAAGAAGUAGAAUUGAGUGGAUGUGUAGACUUUAAUGUUUUACAUUGUUUUGUUUUCUUGAGUGCACUUAUGUAAAAAGAUUCUACAUUUGUAAGCUGAACUUUCAGAAUGAAGAGAUUGCAUUACAGUAUUUGUAUGAUGUGAACUGAAACUGUUUUUUACAGUGCAAAUAUCUAAUAACUAUAAAGGGCACUGUGCAAUUCAUAUUCUGUGUUGUAAUUGAUAUCAAUAUUUGCAAAUGUCGAACAUCCAAAAAUCUGAUGUUUGAGUGAGAUUAAUUCCAAUUUUUUUAUUAUUUGAAAGUCCUAGUGUUUUUAGACCUCUUUGUCAAGGGAUAAAAGAUGUGAUAACUAACAAAGAUGUGGAAAAUACUGUAGGUUGAAAGCUACUUCUGUGAGUUCAUUCAUCUGGACCAUUGUUAUACAAAGUGUCCCCUUUCCCAAAUCUCUUAUUAUCCUCCAACAUCUGUAAUUUGCAUGAUCCAUCUUCCUUUUUGGGGUUUCAUUGUCCAGUUUCAGCAUUCAGUUUCACUGAGUUCACCUUUCAGAAUUAUGCUAUUGUCUGUACUAUACCACAAACACUCGAAUAGUUUCACCUCAGAAAGGGGCUUCAUUCUGUUUUUAAACAUUCCCCAACUUUAUUUGAAUAGGGAGCAUCUACUCAGUUGUAUUAAUGAU
Pelodiscus sinensis (Chinese soft-shelled turtle) is the source of this 1863-nucleotide messenger RNA. RefSeq names its product mitochondrial translation release factor in rescue (gene MTRFR). The record is from RefSeq and is a predicted model, not a curated record. Gene Ontology annotation, molecular function: translation release factor activity. Gene Ontology annotation, cellular component: mitochondrion. NCBI's taxonomy places the organism in Eukaryota, Metazoa, Chordata, Testudines, Trionychidae. Gene Ontology annotation, biological process: translational termination.